UCUUAUCCGAUGUUGCUAGUUGAAAAAACUGUAAGAUCAAACCUCGUCUCAUUUUUUUCUAUCGACAUUAACUCUAAUUUCAUAUUUUGAUCGUUAUAUCCUUUUACCAUUAACCUAAACACCUUGUCAUAUAUAAUUAACUGUUAUUAAUUAGAAAAUUAAAUUUAAACUAUGUCACGUUGUGUUGUCAGUUAAACUAACCAAUCCUGUUUCUUUUCAUAAGCACAUUGUACAAUCUUCCUCUUUUGUCUGUCUGUUUCUCUUUGGUGACUUUAACUGAAAGAAGAGCGGGCUUUAAGGUUGCGAUUGUUGGGUAAACUGUCAAUUUUUUUAUACUGUAAAUCAGUAAAAUAACUCAGCUUAUCUUUCUGCUUAAGUCUGAGUUUCGACCAAAUUAUUAAUGAUGGAGAUGGAUACUUCAACUAGUCCUUGGGCCGGUGCUCAAUCACUUAAUCGGAGCUUAACUGGAUCGCCAUCUCAACCUACCUAUGGCACUCGAUCUCCUCCAAACCAAGUAAUCGUGCCUCAAGAGUUGCCUUCUCAAUUAAUUGACAAAUAUCUAGCUACUGAUGCUAAUUUUCUCCAAAUCCAUGAUGCUAUCAAAGCUUCAACGGGCUAUCCUACUAUUAGCGGUCUUCAAGAUACCGAUUAUCCAAAUAUUAGUGAUCUAUCUUCAGCUCUCGGAAGUUUAACUCAACUAGACAAAAUAACAACCAUACCAUUGCCAUCGGGCAUUGUUGAACAAUUUAACCAUGUACAACAAAAUUGUGAAAUGGGAAUCUUUACUGAAAUUAAACGAGCUUGGCUUACAGUUGACAGUACGAUUUACCUUUGGUCUUACGAUAAUGGCAGUGACAUGGCAUACUAUGAUGGCUUAACUGAAGUAAUCAUUGGAGUUGCUCUUCUCAAACCUAAACCUGGAAUUUUCAAAGAUAACAUAAAAUAUGUUCUCUGCUUAACAACUCUUGUUGAAAUCGUUCUGCUUGGUAUACAAUAUCGUGAAAGCGGUACCGAGAUGAUUGAUGAUCUCCAUGUAGAUUUUGAACCUUUAUUCACUAUAGCCACUGACAAUACAGCUAUGCCCGUAAUUCAAGGAACAGAUGAUGGAAGAAUAUUUUUGGGUGGAAAGGAUGGUUCUCUGUAUGAGGCUAUGUACCAAGCUCACGAAACCUGGUUUAGAAAGAAAAGCUGGAAAAUCAACCAUUCAAGCUCAACUCUUUCUUUCCUAGUACCUUCCUUACUUUCAUUCUAUGACAAGAAUCCCAUCGUUCAAAUUGAAAUCGACAAUAGUCGUCACAUCCUAUUCACCCGAUCAGAGAAAGGUACUAUCGAAGUUUAUGAUUUAGGUACAGACGGAAAGGAUAUGGCCAAAGUUGCUACAAAAAGUGCCCACGCAAUUAGCUCACAAGCCGCUUCCUUAGCUCGUAAUAUUGAGGCAGAAAAUUUUCGCACUAUUAGCCAUAUCUGUGCAGUUUCUGAAAGUGAAUCUACUUUCAUUAAUUUGAUUGGUUUCACUGAAACGGGAAUUCGUAUUUAUUUUUCUACUAACAACACUCAAAAGUAUGAGCAAAGACCUGAUUCACUCAACAUUGUUCACAUAAGAUUACCUCCAGGAUACUCAGCAGCAUCACCUCCUCAACGUCCUUCUAACAUUUAUCUGGCCUCAUAUGCUCGAAGUACUACUAUCAUGGUUUCUGUAACCAGCGAUGGUAGAGCUAUUCUUUGGACUUUGUCGUCAGACGCCUUUGCAUUUGAUAACCAGUUGAUGGAAUUGUUCAGUGUUCAUCCGAUUAGUAGUCGUGUUUGGCGUAUGAGAGAAGAGAGUAAACCACUUUUAAUUAAAAAGUAUAUACCAAUUAAUGUUGGCAUCAACAAAGUCGUCAAUCUUGAACCCCCGGUGAUGAUCACUCAAGAUUUUGAAGAUCAAAGAAAAUUUAUUUUCCUAUCCUCUCAAGGUGUUCAUAUCGCUUACAAACCAAGACCAGUUGACCAUUUGAAACAAUUACUCGUUGAUAACCAAGGUUUUGAAAAUGAAGCUGUAAAGAGUUUUUUCCGCCUAUAUGGAGAAGCUCAAAGCUGCUGCAUGGCUUUGUCCAUUGCAUGCCAAACUACUUCACCGGUGGAAAAACAUGUAGCUGAGUGGGCAACUUUAGCAUUCUUCCGUUAUGGUGGUGAUCCUCAAGUUUUAACAGCCCCUAAUCAAACUCCACAAUCACAGCAGCAGCCUGUGAUACAAAGCACUGGUACUCCAUCACAUUCCAUAAGUCAACAAUUUACACCUCAUAUUGCAAAUUUAGGCGGGCAAGUUUCAACUCCGAUUUCAUCUACGCCUCGUUUUUCAUCACCAUUGAGAACGGUUCCAGCAUCUCCCAUUGCUCGCUCAACCAGUGUAAUUAAAACUGCUCCGCAUCAUGACCCGGCACAAUUUACUCCUUCAAGCUCUGUUAUUCGAAAUCGGCAAUCAUAUAUCGCCAACCAAUCUGGCUUGUAUGGACAGCAAGCUCAUCCCUUUAAUGAAACCUUGAUUUCAGGAAAGCCCACCUCCCCUCCAGCUCAACAAGUUCAAUAUGGAAUGUCAAACAAACUUAUUGGACUUUACUUGUAUGUUGCUCGGGUUAUUAGACCAAUCUGGAAUUUAAAUUGUGUUAAAUCUGAGCCAAUCAAACCACCACCAAAAGAAGGAUUGAAAGAAAAUAUUUCAUGCGCCAUAUCAGAUGCCGAGAUGAGAGUGUAUCUAGAAAAGUUGAACAAUUUAAAACAAUUUUUGAUAAAAAAUAUCCAAUUUUCGCCAAUUCCUGAUAACGAGAUGCCACACUAUUCAGAAUCCACCACAAUUACCUUUUCUAGCCCGAAUCAAAUCAAUCCCAUUAUUGAGAGAGCUUCAUUUAAUAAUGUUCUUACUUUAAUCAAGAGGUGCCUUGAAACAAUUGGACUUUUACGUAUAACUUAUGAACAUAAAUUUCCAGAAAUUGUUAAAAAUCUUUCACCAGACAUUAUUGCUAAGCUUAAAGGUACAACUUUCCGAAGCUUAAUCAACGAAGGAGAAGAUAUCUGUGUCCAUUUAGCUUCUUCACUGGUGCAAAAGUAUAUUGAAGAUUCAGUGAGUACAGAUUCAAUCAGCCGUAGAUUAAAUGAAGCGUGCCCGUCCAUCUUCAAGCACGAAAAUGCUCUCCAAGCCAAAGCUCACGAAACACUGAUCAAAGCUCGUCGAACUAAGGAUGAUACUGAACGAUUUAAGCUUAUUAAUGAAGCUCUGACCACUUUCAAGUCCAUUGGAGCUCGAGCAAACUUGAAACAAGCCUGUGAUCUUCUGAAAACAGUACAUGCUUACGUUGACAUCGUCAAUCUUUGUUUGAACACAGCGUUACUCCGGGAUAAAGAAAAUAUUGGAAUGUACUUCCAUAAAAACAGUGGGAACGUUAUCCAGCAGUUUCAAAGUGCUACUAGCAACAGAACCUUCUAUCCUUACGACACCAAAUACUUUGGUGAUGAAAAACAAGCUUCCAUUAUUAGUUCCCGACUUGAAUGCUAUCGAAUUAUAUUAGACACAUAUGAGCAUCUAUUGCAAUUAGUUGAACAUCCAAUGUGUAAUGUAGCUCAACCUACCUCAUCCCAAAAAGAUAACGAAGAUUAUAUUCCACCUUUAACUAAAGAAGAGGCUCUCAAUUACAGUAAGGCUGUACUCAAAGCUGCUAUCGCUUCAGACGAUGAACUUGCCCAUGUGACCAUCUACGACUGGUUAUAUGAUCAUCAACAGGUUGACAAAUUACUGGAAAUUCAAUCAUCUUACUUGGAAAAUUACCUUAAAACUAAAGCGGCUCACUUUGGUGAAUCAACUCAAUUAAUGGAUCUUUUAUGGAUGUAUUAUGAACGGAAUGGUAACUUCAGAGCAGCUGCUCAUAUUCUUGAUGAUUUGGCUGAGCGUUAUGGUUCUGAAUCCGACUUGUUAAAACGUUUGGAAUACCUUUCUAGAGCUAUUAUUUGUCUGAAAAGUUGUCAAAGCCAUCCUGGACUUGCUGUUACCAAUGAGAAACAUUUCAAGCCAAGUGGCGAACUAUUGCACGAUUUGGAGGAGAAAAUGGAAGUUGCUCGAUUACAAUUACAAGUUAUGGAAAAUUUGUCCCAAAGAGCCGAUGCAUCAACGCCAAACAUCAAAGAAGCUAUCAAAAAACUUAAUGAAGAGCUUCUAGACAUCACCUUGCUAUACAAUGAAUACGCUGAGAAGUUUGACCUUCCAGAAUGUCAAUUAGCCAUUGUUUAUGCUGCCUCAUUUAACGAUCCUGAUUUGAUAAGAUCUCUUUGGAAGCGAAUAUUUGACAAAGAAUUGGCUGAUUCAUCGAACAAGCCUAUUUCUGUGAGAAAAACUCUUCUCGUCAACAAACUUCAACAUUUAUGCAAAUUAUAUUUGCCUUGUGAAAGAUAUUUCCCAUUAGACUUUAUUAUCCAAUACUUGGAAAAUAUAACUCAACCCAUGGAAUUUGAAAGAAGUUGGCUUGCCGCAUCACUUUUAUCUUGUGGGAUUGGUUUCUCACAAUUAGUAGAUAUUUAUCAUAAACUGUAUCAAUCAAGAGAUCCAACCAUCUCAUGGUAUAAAAAAUCAAUUCAACUCCUCGAAGUGUCACACUGGCUGUUCUCUAAAUUUUGUGAAAGUCCACUUUUAGUUACUUUAACUGAAAGACGACAAUUCACAGCUAAAUGUUUGGAUCUAAUUGCUGAAUAUGUAAUAGACCUUCAAUCUAAUAAUCUUUCGGAUCCACAAGUAUCACACCUGAUUAGCCAAUUUAGAGAUAUUCAAGCUAAAUUAGAAGGAAUGACUUUUUAAUUAUAUUUUUUAAAUCUCUUGUUAAUUGUAAUAAGAAAUGAAAAGUUUCUCAAUGUAAUCCCGCCUGUUUUUUGUUUUGGAAAAUUCAAGGUCAACUUGUUUCACUCUCAAUGGCGCCAAAUCAUUCAAUGGAAAGAAUACACGAAACCGGUAGAAAUUAACGAAAUGAACAGAAACAGAGUAUCAAUUUUUUCCGAAUGGCUUUUAUUCAAACUUCUUCAUUUUGUAUUACUUUUUUUUAAUCUUCUUUUUAUUCGAAGGAGUUUGUUUUUUAA
This is a messenger RNA of Tetranychus urticae (two-spotted spider mite), 5097 nucleotides long. It is a transcript of the gene Nup154, whose product is annotated as nuclear pore complex protein Nup154. Lineage: Eukaryota; Metazoa; Arthropoda; Arachnida; Trombidiformes; Tetranychidae. The record is from RefSeq and is a predicted model, not a curated record. Gene Ontology annotation, biological process: protein localization to nuclear inner membrane; transcription-dependent tethering of RNA polymerase II gene DNA at nuclear periphery; RNA export from nucleus. Gene Ontology annotation, molecular function: protein binding; structural constituent of nuclear pore. Gene Ontology annotation, cellular component: nuclear pore; nuclear pore inner ring.